AUGCUAGAUGAUAACAAUAGCGCCCGAUACUGGCCAGACAACUACCCAAACAGCGAGGACUCAACAAACGCUAACAAGCUGACUCGUUCAAAAGACGAACCUAAGCUGCUUCGCUGCAUCCUUGUGCUUACCAGAAAAUUCACGAGAAGAAUCAGAAAACUGCUAAAGCAGAUUUUCUGGAGGCUGAAUAAAAACGCAAAGAAAUAUGCAGCAAAAAAAUUAAGAAGGAGAUCGGCAACUAAGAAUAUAUUUAGAAGCCACGGCUACUCUACAGCUAAUCCUUGCCCAGUGAACGAGCUAUAUUUCGGCUACCUCCGGGAUUUUGGUGCCGUCCUACAACCUGUUGCCCCUGCACCUGGAGAAGCGCCCCGGUCCCGAGAGGCGCCCGGUCCCGAGAAUAGAGCAGAUUUCACCAAUUUUAUCUUUGCUGCCAAGGAAGAAGACACAGAGGGGCCGGGGAUAUCUUCAGUGCCCCCUCUCAUUGCAUCGGGAAAAGAUCGUCUGUUCAACAAGACAAUCCUCAAGACCAGGUAA
Molecule: messenger RNA, 534 nt
Organism: Clonostachys rhizophaga
Lineage: Eukaryota; Fungi; Ascomycota; Sordariomycetes; Hypocreales; Bionectriaceae
Source: the annotation of a GenBank genome assembly